This is a messenger RNA of Serpula lacrymans var. lacrymans S7.9, 356 nucleotides long. RefSeq lists its product as uncharacterized. The coding region runs from base 26 to 184 and encodes 52 amino acids. The record is from RefSeq and is a predicted model, not a curated record. Lineage: Eukaryota; Fungi; Basidiomycota; Agaricomycetes; Boletales; Serpulaceae. The transcript has 2 exons.
UUCGUAGUUCGGUUCGCAGUCAAAGAUGACUAAGACAUCACUUCUAGCCUUCGAAUUCCCGCGAAACGUCAGCGUUAAAGCGCUCAUAAACCUACGUUGCUGUACGAUGCGCUCAAGAUGUAGCGCUGUGAAUGUCCUUGACAUCGCAGCAGUAUUAGAAGGCGCAUGGGUACUUGACGAUUAAAAAGAAAAUGGAACAGCGGUGCAAGACUUGCAGGAACAGUUGAACCGGUUUGAUAGAUUGUGAAGUGGAGCGAGAGGUGGCGGCAAAAUCUCUUCUAUUCAGAUGGACAGUCUGAAAGACGGCAACUGCAAGCAAGACAGCAGAUGGUUUGUAAAUCAGUGAUGAGUGUCAC